Messenger RNA from Trematosphaeria pertusa, 837 nucleotides. RefSeq lists its product as uncharacterized. The record is from RefSeq and is a predicted model, not a curated record. Lineage: Eukaryota; Fungi; Ascomycota; Dothideomycetes; Pleosporales; Trematosphaeriaceae. The transcript has a single exon. Bases 1 to 837 code for a protein of 278 amino acids.
AUGUCAACCGAGCCUACGAAGAACAGGGGCGCUGGCCUCACGGACGGCGCAGUGGAGAUAUUCGCCCCAAUGACGCUGGCGGCACAUUCGACCUACCCUAUCUUCUGUGCCAGCCCGAUUCUACUUCACCUACCGAACGCGAAGCCAACACGCCUCCACUCUUCCGCUCCAAUCUACAUCACUGCCGAAAACCCUGUUUACAUCGUCCCGACGACGCCUCCGGGGCCCACCUUCGCGGCCGGAUGGGAUAAGCUGUCCGACGAGCUCAAGGUGAUGAUUCUUCAAAAUAAUCUCGUCCUCGAUCACUCAAUACGCGGCGACGCAUGGAACGAGGAUGUUGCCCACGCACUCUUCCCCUAUUUGCGCAUGACGCCCGAGAUUGCUGGGCUCGCUAAGGAGAUCUUCUACUCGAAGAACACAUUCGAGAUACUGCUAUUCUUUCUACGAUCGCCCCACCGAGAUGAGGAAUGGGUCCUCAAGGCUCCGUCAUCGCCAUUCAGGGAAAUAAUACGCCGAAUAGAGCUUAUGACAGAGUUCUGGCCAGCACCGUUUUGCAUCUUUCCUCAUCUGGCAGACUAUCAAUCGGCAUUCCCUGCCUUGCAGCACAUCCACAUCAUAUGCAGAGUGACCCAUGCACUCAACGAUAGGGCAUUCGGCCAACUCUUAUACGAUUUCUCGCUUGCGACAGGGAAGGUAAAGCUACCCAAAAUGGAGUUUGCACACCCAGGCCAAUUGGAUGUGGUCAGCGGGCCUAAUAUCUCGCCGGCCAACCGCAAGCGAGCACUGGAAAUACUGAAACAAAAGAUCACGUUCGCUGCGAAGGUGGUAGGGAAUUGA